Durio zibethinus is the source of this 1989-nucleotide messenger RNA. RefSeq names its product small RNA degrading nuclease 3 (gene SDN3). Gene Ontology annotation, cellular component: nucleus. NCBI's taxonomy places the organism in Eukaryota, Viridiplantae, Streptophyta, Magnoliopsida, Malvales, Malvaceae. The record is from RefSeq and is a predicted model, not a curated record. Gene Ontology annotation, molecular function: nucleic acid binding; exonuclease activity.
AUUAAAUGUUAGGGAUCAUAGAUGAAAUUUAACUAUUUAACUGUUUCCUUCUUUAUUCAUUUUUUUCGUCGGACCCGUCACCCGCUUGAGCCUAAAAACAAAAAAACCCUAAACCCCAAUAGCUAAUAGCUCCCGCCUCCUUCAAAAUCUCUCUCUCGUCGAAUUCCGAAUGGACGAGAAACUCGAAACGGCCGAGAAAAAGGUUCUUGUUGAAAUCGUGAAGUUAGUUCAAAAGAGAGGACUGGAAGGAACAAAAGGAGGAUGGAAGGAUUUUUUGAAUACUUAUGACAGAAAGCUUGGUGCUUCUUUGAGUGAUCCCUCUAGGAGGUCCAAUGAUGUCUUAGUAUCAUUCCUCAAGACAUUUGCAAAAGAUGAUGAUUUGAAGCUUUUUGAUAGAGUGUUGCAAAGUCAUUCAAAUAGGAACAUAGUGGAGCAAUUUAGAAAACAAUCUCAGGAUAAUGAAUCCCCUGAGCAGAGGCUUGUUCGUUUAACUCUGGAACACCCACAAUAUCCACUAGAUUAUAUGUUCCCGACAGGUGAUGAGGAAUGGAUCGUUACCCAGCCCCCUAAAAAAUCCCGGAUGAUGAAAUCAAAUUCAAUGGUUGCUGUUGAUUGUGAAAUGGUUCUUUGUGAAGAUGGCACUGAAGCAUUAGUGAGAGUUUGUGUUGUAGAUCGUGAUUUACAGGUCAAAAUUGAUGAACUUGUAAAACCAAACAAAGCAGUGGCUGAUUAUCGUACUGAGAUUACUGGAGUUGCUGCAGGAGACUUGGAUGGUGUUACUUGUUCAGUGGUAGACAUACAGAAAUCCAUGAAGAAGCUGUUAUCCAAUGGAACUAUUUUAGUGGGACAUGGUUUACAAAAUGAUUUGCAAGUGUUGAAGAUAGACCAUGCAAGAGUGAUUGACACCUCAUAUAUCUUCAAAUAUUUGGAUGCACCUAUCUAUAGAAAACCAUCUUUGAAUAACUUGUGCAAGUCUCUACUGGGAUAUGAAGUUCGAAAGCCAGGUGCUGCCCAUAAUUGUCUAGAUGAUGCAUGUGCUGCAAUGAAACUAGUUCUUGCUAAGCUAGAGCGUGGUGACAUUCCACUGGUUCAAGAAGAUGUAACUCAACCAGAAAUGGAGAAGCUGCUACUCCACAGAAUACCGAUCAAUGUUCAUAAAGAAGAAAUAUCCAGAGUCAUUCCUGGAGCUGUUGCAAUUGAAGAAAAGCCAUCUAAAAAGGUUCAAGGUCGCCAUUACUCUGCGUUUGCAGUCUUUAAUAGUCCUCAAGAAGCAAACCAAGCAUUUGAAAAUGUGGACGGUAAUGAAGAAAAGGAUUCAUCCGGACUACCUCAGAAACUAGUUAGAUUUCUGUUUGGCAAGGGAGUAACUGCUAGUUUAUACAUCCGAAAAAUGGCACAGGAUGAUUUUCACCAUCAACUUUUAUCAAAUAAAAGAGCCUUCCAGGGUGAGGAGAAAUCUAGCGAGUCCAAAAAGCUUAAGACAGAUCAGAAAAUUGUGGAGACAAGGGAAAAUUCCAAUCAACUUGAUGAUCACUUAAAUGAGAUUGAGCGAUUGAAGCAAGAACUGAAUGAGAAAUAUGCUCGAAUUGUUUGGCUGGAGAAAUCUAUUGAAUCCGACAAGGUUAAGACAGAUCAGAAAACUGUGGAGGUGACAACGGCAACUUCCAAUCAACUUGAUGGUCACUUAAAAGAGAUUGAAAGGUUGAAGCAAGAACUGAAAGAGAAAGAUUCUCGAAUUGUUUUGCAGGAUAAGAUGAUAUCUAACCUUCUAAAGAAGGUUGAUGAAAUGAAAAAGGUUCCUAAAAAAACCAAAUAACUUAGUCAUCGAAUUCUUUUUCUAGUCUCAUUAUCUCCUAUAAGUGUUUUUUCAGUUUUGUUCCGAGUUAGAAACCUCAUACUUUCUUUCCUCAACGGAUUAAAAUUAAUUAUAUUUGCAUUCCAUUGUGGGAGGAAGACUAGCUUCAAACAUGUUUGAUGGGUAUUUCUCAU